AUGCUUAAAAGAAGAAGUUAUCCAACUAAAUUGGUGAUUAAUGAACAGUUAAUCGAUGAAAUAAUCAUUGAUCCACAUUACGAAAUUAGCCAUUCUUAUAUGAAUGAUAAGUUGAUUUUAGAAAUAGUUGAACAAUUGAAUGGUCGUAAAUUUAAUCCUGUAGACCGCAAGG
Molecule: messenger RNA, 172 nt
Organism: Funneliformis geosporum
Lineage: Eukaryota; Fungi; Glomeromycota; Glomeromycetes; Glomerales; Glomeraceae
Source: the annotation of a GenBank genome assembly